Lolium rigidum is the source of this 1760-nucleotide messenger RNA. Its product is annotated as histone-lysine N-methyltransferase ATXR2-like. The transcript is spliced from 15 exons. Bases 35 to 1459 code for a protein of 474 amino acids. Gene Ontology annotation, molecular function: protein binding; methyltransferase activity. The record is from RefSeq and is a predicted model, not a curated record. NCBI's taxonomy places the organism in Eukaryota, Viridiplantae, Streptophyta, Magnoliopsida, Poales, Poaceae.
CUGGCGGCAGACAGCACCAGCUAACUCCGGCGGCAUGGCUCGGGGCAGCGGCGGCGCCAGCCCAUGCGAUCUGGACAGGGAGUUCGCCCCCCAGAUCGCGCAGCUCCUAGCUACCCCGCCUCUCCAGCCCGCCCAGGAAUACUAUGAUGAGCUCAUACGGUCUAAGAAGCAUGACGGUGUAAGAGUGAACUACAACGGCAAGCACGGGAAAGGUGUUUUUGCAAACAAGGAUUUUGCUGAAGAUGACCUUAUUCUCAAGGAUCAAAUGCUGGUUGGCGCGCAACACAGUCUUAACAAGAUUGACUGUGUUGUGUGUAGUUACUGCUUCCGCUUCAUUGGUUCUGUAGAGUUCCAGAUUGGACACAGACUGUACUUGCAAAACGCUGGUUCAAGCAUUGGCUGCCAUAGUGAGAGACACUGCCAUGGAAGUGAAUCGGGAUCGAGCACUGGCUCUCCUGGUGUAACAAAGGGAAAUAGUGAAGAUUUGCCGCUAGAAGUCAUAGAAUCACUCAUAACUGGUGAAACGGCACUGCCUUUCUCAGAUCAUUUUGCUUUACCAGAAAUUGUUUCUUGCCAUGGAUGUGAGGAAGAACGCUACUGCAGCCAAUCAUGUGCUGAUUCUGAUUGGGAAUCCUACCAUUCUUUGCUCUGUGCUGGCUCCAACACUGAACCAUCCCGAAGAUCUGCUCUUCACAAAUUCAUAGAGCAUGCUAAUGGAACCAAUGAUAUUUUCUUGGUUGCUGCCAAGGCUAUCACUUUCACCCUGUUGAGGUACAAGAAACUCAAAAAGCAGCAUGACUUUCAAAACAAAUUAGCUGGAUCAAACUUUUCUUUGCUUAUGGAAGCCUGGAAACCACUUUCCAUGGGCUUCAAAAAGAGAUGGUGGGAUUAUAUUGCUUUGCCUCAGGAUGUUGAUGCUUCUGGUGAAGAUUCAUUUAGGCGGGAAAUAAGGGAUCUAGCAUUUACGUCACUGCAACUUCUGAAGGAUGCGAUCUUUGACGCUGAGUGUGCGCCAUUGUUUUCCCUUGAGGUGUAUGGCCAUAUAAUUGGCAUGUUUGAGCUGAACAAUCUUGAUUUGGUCGUUGCAUCGCCAGUUGAAGACUAUUUCAUACAUAUUUAUGAUCUUCCAGAUGAUAAGAAGGAGGAAGCUGAGAAGGUGACGAUGCCAUUUCUAGAUGCUCUAGGUGAUGACUAUGCGGUUCCUUGUGAUGGGACGGCGUUCUUUCCCCUGCAAAGCUGCAUGAAUCAUUCAUGCUGUCCAAAUGCUAAAGCAUUUAAGAGAGAUGAGGAUAAUGAUGGUCACGCAGUGAUACUUGCUCUGGGGCCUAUCAGCAAGGGAGACGAGAUUACCAUUUCCUACAUUGAUGAAGAUCUUCCAUACGAGGAGCGGCAGGCCGAGCUCGCAGAUUAUGGAUUCACAUGCACAUGCUCCAAGUGCCAGGAAGAAAAGCCCAACUGAACGAGACAGACUUGACUUGCUAGAGAUUUUGGUCGUUAUCAUAGUGCAUCCUGCUUGUAGUUUAUGCCACUCGGUACUUUGACAACUCCAGAAUGUAAGGGUAGGAUUUGAAGAAAGAACAAGAUGAUGGUAUUCUGAUAUGAGGUAGUGCUGGGUUCUGUUUUGUCCAUGUUAAAACUUCACUGAAUUAUCAAGAUGUCUUAUCUAUCUGUAGUUUGUGUCACUGGAGAUCUUGAAUACUACAGAAUGAGAUGCUUGACCUAUAAGUAAUAUUUUAUUUUGCUUUGUUUAUGCUGAGAAA